Heterobasidion irregulare TC 32-1 is the source of this 1314-nucleotide messenger RNA. It is a transcript of the gene oxd3, whose product is annotated as oxalate decarboxylase. The transcript is spliced from 17 exons. Lineage: Eukaryota; Fungi; Basidiomycota; Agaricomycetes; Russulales; Bondarzewiaceae. Gene Ontology annotation, biological process: oxalate metabolic process. The record is from RefSeq and is a predicted model, not a curated record. Bases 1 to 1314 code for a protein of 437 amino acids.
AUGCUCCAUCUCACUAGCUCGCUACAGCUUUGUGCUCUGUUUCUUACUCUCUCGGUUUCGGCGGCCCCUGCCAGCAAGCCAUCUGCGCUGACACUUGUGUCGGCAGCUAGCCCAAGUCCGACAUUCCCUUUGGCGACUGACAGCCCCAAUGCUCCUGCCUUUCACGCGGGAGCAGACAUUCAACCUGAGCCUAUACGCGGUAAACUCGGCAGCAACAUCAUUGGUCCACAGAAUGUGGAAAUCGACAGACAGAAUCCUGACUUCCUUGCACCUCCUACUACGGAUAAUGGUGAAGUGCUAAAUGCAAAGUGGCCCUUCAGUCUGAGUCACAAUCGUCUGCAGACCGGGGGUUGGGCCAGACAGCAGAACAUCAACGAUAUGCCAAUUGCUAAACAGAUGGCUGGCGUCAACAUGCGACUUGACCCUGGCGCUGUUCGAGAGUUGCACUGGCACGGAACCUCCGAAUGGGCCUAUGUUAUAAAGGGAUCAACUCAAAUAACGGCCGUGGAUCAGGAUGGAAAGAACUACUUGGCUAAUGUGAAUGCAGGUGAUAUAUGGUACUUCCCACCAGGCGUUCCACACUCUCUACAAGCGACCAAUGAAUCUACCGAGGGCACGGAGUUCCUACUGGUCUUUGAUGAUGGUGAUUUCAGCGAAGAUGCAACUUUCCUGCUGACGGAUUGGCUUGCGCAUGUCCCAAAGGAGGUGAUCGCUAAGAAUUUCCAGACAGAUAUAUCGGCAUUCAAUAACAUCCCUGCCAAAGAGCUGUACAUCUUUCCCUCUGAGGAUCCAUCUCUAGAUGCUGUUCCUGUCCCAGAUCCUCAAGGACAAGUUCCUAACGCCCUAUCUUUCGCCAUGUCGACGAUGAAUGCGACUCGAACGCGAGGUGGAUCGAUCAAGAUCGUAGAUUCGACUAUUUUCCCCAUCGCGAAAACACUUGCUGUCGCGGACGUGACUGUUGAACCUGGAGCUAUGAGAGAAUUACACUGGCAUCCCACUCAAGACGAAUGGGCUUACUUCAUUGAAGGGAACGCUCGCGUCACUGUCUUCGCUUCUCAAAGCAACGCUCGAACGUUCGACUACCAGCCAGGCGAUGUUGGAUACGUUCCUGCGACCUACGGGCACUAUGUCGAGAACGUCGGGAAUACGACGUUGCAUUAUCUUGAGAUCUUCAAAACUGAUCGGUUCCAAGAUGUCAGCCUAAGCCAAUGGCUUGCCCUCACUCCGCCUGCGCUGGUCAAAGCUCAUCUUGGCCUCAGCGAUGAGACAAUUUCCGGAUUCCAGAAGACGAAACAGUAUAUUGUUGGUAUCUGA